Messenger RNA from Microthlaspi erraticum, 504 nucleotides. The record is from the annotation of a GenBank genome assembly. NCBI's taxonomy places the organism in Eukaryota, Viridiplantae, Streptophyta, Magnoliopsida, Brassicales, Brassicaceae.
AUGAUACUUUGCGUUGAUGUUACGGCUGAGGAGUUCAAGUUAAUUGACGCCGAAUGCUUAUGUGAUAUGUAUAGAGUUAAAUUGGUAAACUAUACGGGUAGAUUAUGUGGGAUUAGUUGGGGGUAUGAUGAUUGGUUUGGAAAGACCCUUGAGUUGUGUAUGUGUGUUCUAGAGGAUGUUGAGACUCAGGAAUGGUCUAAAAGUGUCUACAGUUUGGGAGAGAAGGCACCGGUUUGUCCUUGGAACGAUUAUGUCGUGGGAGUGACUGCUGCUGACCAUGUAGAGGAUAUUGAUGCUAACGAUGCAAACCAGCAGCUCUCAAGGCCAGUGAAGGAAGGCCUAGAAAUCAUCAGGGAAAGGCCAGAACCACCAAAACAACAACAAAAACCACAAAUACAGCAUACAUCAAGUGACCUCGGAAAGUCUGAUCUAUAUGUGAAGAACAAGCAGCCGACAAUCCUCCUGCAGAACAAGUACGAAUUAUUAGCUCACGACAUAGAGUGA